CCUGCAAUAGGUUGAAAUUAUUCACCGGCAAACAGGUUACCCUUCUAAUUCCCGGGAAAGCCAGCUGAUGCCCCACGUUUCGGCUGAACCCAAAGCCACGUAGGACCAUGGACACGCUAGAUAGGUUACAGGGGGCGAGGAUCAGGGCUUGAAGGUGUGACUGCCGCUGAUCCGGUGCCCCACCAACGGUAGAUGAAGUCUCCGGUCGUCCGAAACGGGCGCAAUUUCAAGGACCGAGACCCUGGCCCCAGCCGCCGAGCAAACUGCAGCACUCGCAACAGUCUUCGAAAAAGGCGCAAUGAGUUGGAUCGCCCCGUUGCUGGUGCACAACUUCUCAUUCCUCUCCUCCUCCUCCUCCUCCGGCCCGCUCUUGCACGCCGCCGCUUCAGCCUUUCCUGUUUACGGUUGCUGUAGCUACAGAAGAGCCUCUCGGCGUCUUAAACUUCCUUCUUUUUAGCCGUUUCGCUCAAGCUCAGAGUAAUUUGGUUCCCUCGCAUACAAAUCCUAAAGAAGCCACGGGGAAGGACGGUAAAAAGCGUGUUGCACGGGCCACUCAGAAUUGUUGAGAGUCUUCAAAAGUGCUUCAAAAAGUGACGACUUCAGAAUAAUUCCCUUGAUCUUGGCGAGAUGGGUGGCAUAAAAAUCUCAAGUCUACUGAUUAUCUAUUCCUAACAAAUGUUUUGAGAAAUGUGAAAUGCAAACUGAUAGAUUGGAGAAUAAAAAAUGUCCAUUUCCCUGCAUUUCAAAAGACUCCUUGGGGAAAGUAUUACCUCCUGGAACAAGUGACCCAGAAAGAGCAACUAUCAUGAGGAAAUAGCACUGGUGGCCUUUUUAUUAAACAGUUUAUACUCAAUAAUUCUGACAAUAGUUGUGUGCUGGGAGGAGAAGUUGCUAUACCUGAGGAUCUAGGUCAUGCUUCACUCUUUCUGGCUAUCGAGCCUUUCAGAAAUUUGGUCAGCUGCAUUUUCCCUCAACUUUCUAUGCCACCAACUGCAGCUGGACUUCUUCCUGUUGUGAAACUUGGGAAAUUCCAAUUCUGCUGCUGCAGUUUCCCUCUUGAGAACUCAAGAAGCCAUAUAUCUCAAGGAACAGGUAAAAUUCUUCUCUGUCUAAAUGUGAAUAUUUUAUAUACAUAUAGAAACCAACAUGGACUCAUUACCUCAGAGCUAUGAGACCAACAAAGAAAAUGCUUCUAGAUAUAUUCUUGAAGAACAGAAAAAUGGUGAAAUCAGAGAAUUUUGGUCUGAAUGCUUGCCAAGUAUUACAGAAGAAAGGGAAGAACAAUCAAUUGAGGCGAACAUUCCUUUGUCUCCCUCAGGAUUAGGGACAAAUGUGAAGACUCAAAUUGUAGAUGACAGAUCAGUCAGACCUGGAGUUGGCAAAAGACAGAAAAACAUGGAAAAGUCCAUUGAAGAACUGAAAGUAGAUUCUCCAAGAAUUGAGAUCCAAUACCAGAAUUCAAGUGAGGCAGAGAUUACGGAUCCAAACUCAUUUCUGGAAUAUCCAGAAUGCAUUGUAAAGCAUGGAACUAAUAGAGAAAGUCUUACCAAGAGCCCUACCAAACUACUCGGAAGAGUCAGCUUUGACCACCAUAAUCUCUCAUCUCCUGAUCAAUGGAAAAUAGGAAAACAACUGGGAAAAUGCCUGCGAUUAGAAAGGAAGGUUAUGUUCCCAGAUGAUAAAAGUACAAAUUGUUUUAUUUCCAAUGAGGUUGUAAAAUGUCAGUAUAAUAAAUAUGAACCAAGGUCAGAAAGCAGAAAAGAAAGUAACCCUGAUUAUGAUGAUGAAGAGAUGGUAAGUGAAAAAGAAUCUGAACUACCAUUUAAUUGGUCCAAAAGUUCACAGCAGUGGCAUGAACAACUAAGUGAAGUUAAGGCACAAGUGGAUGAAAAAAAUGACUCUUCGUCUCCUAGUUCCAAAGAACAUUCUGGUAUAGUUUUCGGUGGAUCCACCAUUUCUAAGAUUCCAGUAUGGCUUAUGGAAGAUUUAGAUGGUGAUGUAUCACAGGUAACAGGAAAUUCAAGGAAUCCUUCACUAGAUGUUUCUGACUUUCAGAACAUAGAAUGGAAACAGCCUAAUCCAGAGGACCAGAGUUCCAAAUUCCAGAUUAUUCAAUGUACACAAAGGAUUGGGCAGUGCAAAAAUAAAUGUUAUGUUGAAACAGAUGAAUGUUCAGAUACCAAAUUAGAAAGGAACCCUGGAUUUAAGAAAAUCAAUGAUCAAAUCAUAAAUGUUACAACGAAGCCAGAGAUAAAUCAAGGGAUGACACCUGCUAAAUCACAAAUGAAGCACCACGACAAUGCAAAUGCUGGGAAGAGAUGGAAUGGAAAGUCCCCUUCGAGUGAUUCAUUUUGCAUAUCUACUGACAAUGAUUUGCUUUGUCCGCCCUGUCUCACAAGAUGUGGGCUCCAUAGAACAUCCAAGGAUGGGGAACUCUCUGAUGGCGAUUAUGCCACAGAUGAGCCCAGUGAAGCUGAAGACUAUGUCUUAAAAAGCUGUGGAAAAUUGUUCCCCAAGAAACCCAGUGCUCAGGAACUCAUGAGCCAAAAGGAAACCCCGCAGACCACAAGCAGCAGUAGCAGUGAAUCCAGUCUCAGAGAGGGCUGCUUGAAAUAUGAAAAGCCUUUCUCUUCCCGUAUGGCGUCUCCUUUUCAUCCCCAGGAAGCCACAAGAGACCAAAGAGAACCUGAAAUACUGAUCAAGAGUAUUGCAAGCAGUUACGGCGGAGAACUAAAUUGGCAGGCGCUUUCUCUGAGAAAUGAUCUUGUGGCUCGCCUCUUCCCUGUUUUCAAGAGCAAAGCAAAUCCAGAACAUAAGAAAGGUACUCAAGAGCAAGCUCCAAAGAGGCAAAUAGCCAAGCCAGAAGAACAGAAAUGGGAGGAUCCUGUCAGCCACAGAGAAACCUCUCUGUUAGCUCAAAUGAAAGAUGAGCAAACAAAAGCAAUGGAUUUUCUCAGCAGAAGACAAAUCAGCCAGUAUGAUGCUGUCAAGACUCACUCAUCACAUCUCCUGGAAGAAUGUAAGAGUCAAGAAACUUGGAAACUUUCCAGAGAAAAACCAGAAUGUCAGACGCCUGUGCCAGCUAUUGAAAAAGAGGAAGAGUCUGAACAAAUAAGAAUGUUGAAGAAGCAAAUUGCAGGCCUACAGGAGGAGUUCAGGAGAAACAAGAUCCACUGGCAAGCUGCCCACAGCAGGCUAAGGAGUCAAGUGGAAUUACUCACCAAACAGAACCUGGCGCUCCAGGAUGAAUUUGGAAUCUCUGAGCAUCAGAAGAUGGAAACCCAGAGAAAACAUGGAGCAGUGGAUGUUAUUAACAGAAGAUCAGAAACACCGCUUUCUGCAGCUAUCUUGAGAGGGACUUCCUCCCAAGAGUCUGCAGAAGAGAGAACAUUGCAAGAUAACCACAAGAGUCUCAUUGAUGUCCAAGUAAGAAGGAAAAUAUCAUUUGAUGAUUUAGCUCAUAAGGAUAAUGCCCAGGCAACCAGAAGGACAUUGCUGAAGUCUGAGUCACAGAAAACUGCAAGAGGAGAACAAAGAACAAGGAGCUCAUCUAAAAUGCUUAAUAAUAGAAGUUUAACCCCUACUGGUCAGAGGACACCUCCUCCAGCACCUUUUCAAAUUCAGAAAGCCUCCCCUCGGUUCACUUCUGACCAACAACAAAACCAUGGAAGAAACACACCCAUAUCGGUGUCUAACCGGUGCAUAAACAAGAAUACUGUUCCAUCCUUGUAUGUAAAAGGCGUGUGCUCUUCCACCUCAGGUACUUCAGAAGAUGCAGCAUUUUCAAACAGCCUAAAUACUGACAUUUUAAACUCCACACCCUUAACUGAUGUGGAACUCCAGAUGAUGGAGAAUGUUGACCAUAAAAGGGCUCAAAGGUUCAAGAAGGCCUCUAGGCCACAGAGUGUCCCUGCAAAUGGAAGGAAAACACCUGAAGGCAAUCUUUCAACAUUGGAGAAGACUGAAAAAAAGCCAACAUUACUCAGAAGAGCAUCAUCCUGUAUUGAAAGCAAGGUUGGUGGAGAAGUGAAAGAAGAAAUUAAGUACCUAGAUGGAAAGGUGAAGCAGCUGUUUACCGAUGGACGCAGAAUUACUACAUACCCCAAUGGUACAAAGAUGGAAAUUAGUACUGAUAAAAAGACAGCUACUGUUACUUUUUACAAUGGCGAUAUUAAGAAGAUCUUAGCAGAUCAGACAGUGAUUUAUUACUAUGCAGAUGCUCAGACAACCAGAACUAUUUAUCAGGAUGGUUUGGAGGUGCUGCAGUUUCCUAAUGAUCAGAUUGAAAAGUAUCAUCCUGAUGGUACUGAAGAGAUCAUCUUUCCGAACCAGACAGUGAAACGACGCUAUGGUGGAGGUUUUGAGGAAACCAUUUUCCCAGAUGGCACAGUGGUUAAAGUAGAAACAAAUGGAGAGAAAACCAUCUACUUUCGUAACGGGCAAAAGGAGAUCCAAGCUUCUGGGUCAAAAAGAAGAGAGUAUCCUGAUGGUACUGUAAAGACUGUGUAUGCUAAUGGACAAUGGGAAACCAAGAAUGUUCCUGAACAGGUUCAGAUCCAGAAUGACAAGGAAGUACUUAUUCUAGAUGAGUGAAGCAUUCCCCUAAAUUGGAGGUGGGGAACUGUGGCCUUUUUAUGACUUGUGGACUUCAACUCCCAGAAUUCCUGAGCCAGCCAUGCUCACAAGUCCACAAGUCACAAAAGGGCCAUAGUUCCCCAUCCCUGCCCUAAAUGGUGGCCUUACAACCCUCCUAUUUGCAGUGUUUCCAGAUCAGUGUUAAAAUUCAAAAUGUAAACAAAUAUAAACAAUACAAAUAGGGUACAGCUUGCUACAAAUUAAUGUAAACAGUGACAUAAUCAGCAUUUUUUUUUAAAAAAACCCCAAGCUACAGAAAUGUUCAAUAUGAAUUUAUUUUUGAAAGAGUGGUGGAAAGAAUGGUCGUCCCCAUCUGCCUGAAGUGGAAAGGAACGCCUUCCACCUCUUUGAAUUCUGGAAUCAUGGCGAAAGCCUGCAAACCCUUUUGUUUGAGCAGUGAGGAGAUGUGAUGAAGAAUCAAGAACCGCUAUAACUCUAAAAUAUGGUGUAUUCUAAAUAGUCUGUUGCAGCUACCACUAGCAAGUGGAAUACAUUAUAUCAAAAUUAUGACACAUAUAUACUAACAUCAUCAGACACAGUUGUAUCCUAAGGUCUGAUGGAAAUACAUAAGCCAUAGUAUUUGGGUGAUGGUGUUGCAAAUCUUUUAUCAUUUGCCCCACUCCUGUCUGGAUCCUGAGGAAGAUGUUUUUCUUUUUAACAUAAACUAUUUUUCUAAAAUAUUACCACUUCUGAACUGAUCAGGAUUACCUCCCCAGGAUCUGAGUUUUGAGAAUUAUGUGAUUAGCCAAGCCAUUAUUUGUUAAGGCAGGGUUUGUUGAAUUGAUCAUAACUGACUGGAUUUCACAACAUGCCAAGCCAUAAACAGUGGUUUACAAAUCACAAUGAGAUCAAGCUAAAAUUCAUACUGGCCAGAACAUACAUCUUUCAGCCAGGGAGGGUGGGCCAAUGACUCUUAAAACCUGUGAAAAGGCAGCAGUAAGAAUACAUAUUUCUGGAGCUAGAAGGGCUAGUAAUAGUAAUAGUAGUAAGUAGCUGCCAAAUGAAAAAGCUGUGUGUAUGGAACAGGAAGGCAAAGGUCAUCCUUGAGUUACAACCAUUUGUUUAGCCACCUUUCGAAGGUGAAUGGCACUGAAAAAAGUGAGUUACAACCAGUCCUUGCACUUACGACUGUCAUAGGAUCCCGACAGUCAUGUGAUCAAAAUUUGGGUGUUUGCAGCAGCAUCUUAGGAUCUUGCCAUUUGCAACGUUCCCAGCCAGCUUCCGAUAAGCAAAGUCAAUGGAGGCAGUUGAACUCACCUAAUAACUGCAUGAUUCACUUAACACUUGCAGUGAUUCACUUAAUUGUGGCAAAAAAUAUUGUAUAUCAGGCACAACUGAGAUGAACAACUGCCUUGCCUACCAAUGGAAAUUCUGUCUCAGUGAUGUCAUAUGUCUAUCUAUAGCUUUUACCCUCCUCCCUUUCCAAAAGGGAGUGGCUGAGUUGGUAAAAUUCUCUUCAGGAAAUUAUAUAGUAUAAUGGAGCUCUCUAGAAAUCUACAAGUAAAUAGGACUCCAAUGAAGUUUUAAUGUUAUGAAUUCUCAUUUUAUACUCAGCUUGUAAGUGCCAUAUGUGAAAAUAAACUCUAUGUUACAGAAAUGCCAUAAAUGCUCCAGUGAAAUUAAAUCUAGAUAAACAUUUGCAUCCAGAUAGAUUUCACUCUUCAGGGGUGCAUAUCCAUAUUUUUCCAGCUGUGUAAAGAAAUUCAGGUACUAAGUUGUGUACUUUUCAGGAGUUCUGUGUCCGACUCUCCCUGUCACUCAACUGUCUUUUUAUUUGUUUGUUUCCCUGGGAUACAUUUUUUUCCAAACUGGUGAUUUUUAGAACUGUUGGAGUAUAAUGUGUAUUACCUCUGCUUGCAUGGCUAAGACUCUGUGGUCUGUAAUCCAACUCAUACAGACAGUGCUGAGUUGGGGAAAGCUCAUCUGAUGUCACAUCUUGUGUUUGGAUCCUGGGUGGGUCCUUCAAUGACAGGAUGAAUAUGUAGAUGAGUAUGUCUAUGUUAGACCACAGAAAAGACUUCUAUAGUUUUGACAUGUUCAAGGGAAACAGACUAUUUGACCUUCUGCUUUCACUUUUGUAAUUUUGAUGCUAAACUUGAAUACAAAUUGAAAGUGGCCAAAAAGUCUUUUUAAAAUUAAACAAUGAUAUAUUAGUACAACCGGUACAUUACUUGUUUGUACUGUUUACUGAUUCAAAUGCCAUAAACUGAAUGACCUGCUUAAUAUUUUAUCUCUUUCGUUCCCAUUAUUUGUAUAAAUAUAAUAUUUUGAAGGAGAUCAUUGCAAAUUUUCCAACAUUUGCACUUAUAUUGAGAAGAGAAUUAUUUCAAAGGAAGAGAAAGAAAGAAAAUUUGAAAGUGUAUAGGAGAGACUUCCAAAAUUUCCUGCCUGCUAGAUGUGUUAGAUUCUACUAAUUUUAUUGUUUAAGAAAUAUAGGCCUUAGUCUGGCACAUUUGGUAGGCACCAGGUUGAGGAAGUCUAGUAUAGAAAUGGCACACAUUAUAUUUUUGUCAUCAAUUUUCAAGCUCUUUCAUAAAAAAGAGUAUAGAAUUGCUCAAACCAUUUGUCUACUGGUUAACUAAAGCUUUAUUUAAUUUUUGA
Crotalus tigris (Tiger rattlesnake) is the source of this 7236-nucleotide messenger RNA. Its product is annotated as centromere protein J-like. Bases 1147 to 4593 code for a protein of 1148 amino acids. The record is from RefSeq and is a predicted model, not a curated record. Gene Ontology annotation, molecular function: tubulin binding. NCBI's taxonomy places the organism in Eukaryota, Metazoa, Chordata, Lepidosauria, Squamata, Viperidae. Gene Ontology annotation, cellular component: nucleus; centrosome; centriole. The transcript is spliced from 19 exons. Gene Ontology annotation, biological process: centriole elongation; cilium assembly.